AUGUGUCAUUCAAUAACCUGGUACUAUAGCAAAUGUCUUCACGAAGAACCAGAUUCAAGCUCAGAAAACCCAUGUGACAAAGCCCUUCGAAGAGGUUACGAAUGUAUGGACGGUUAUGCUACCGAGUUUAACCUCCCAUUGUUCGGGCAAUGUCUAGAAUGCAAAAUUAAGAAACUCUUGAGUCGACAGAACCUCCUCCGCACAUUGAAGACCAGGAAACGACUGGAUAAUAUCAACGAUGAAGCAAAAUAUAGUGAAGAAGACGAAAUCUCUGACAGCGAGGCCGAGAGUGAAAGUGGUAUCGAUUUGAAUAUGCCUGCAUUCCGGAAUUUUGCUCCUCCCAAUUCAGCUGAUACCAUUGAAAGGCUGGAGGAAUGGGCUGAACUCCAUGAUGGAUUGGCUCGGAGGACUGAAGUAAUUAUUCCUACAGCCCCUGUUGUUUCAUAUAAUGCUCUUAUUGAAGAUCUCGAGGAUGAUGGGGAAGAGGACGAGAACGAAGAACCCGAGUCUGUGGUCCAAGAGGCUCAGGUGAGGCGCGGUUUACGCUGGCGCUCUUGGAUUCCUCUUCCCACCAGAUUGUUACAGGCACGAUCUUACCAAAGAUUGGUUUCCGUUAAUGCGGAUGAUGUGUUGGAGAAUGACCCUUUGAUUAAAAGUGAGCCUAAGAAGCGCCCGGGGUUUCAAUCUUUACUUCCCCUUUCUGGCAAGCGAGUGAAAGGAUAG
Penicillium soppii is the source of this 723-nucleotide messenger RNA. RefSeq lists its product as uncharacterized. Lineage: Eukaryota; Fungi; Ascomycota; Eurotiomycetes; Eurotiales; Aspergillaceae. The record is from RefSeq and is a predicted model, not a curated record. The coding region runs from base 1 to 723 and encodes 240 amino acids. The transcript has a single exon.